Messenger RNA from Halichondria panicea, 1070 nucleotides. RefSeq names its product ribosome production factor 1-like. Gene Ontology annotation, cellular component: preribosome, large subunit precursor; nucleolus. The transcript has 5 exons. The record is from RefSeq and is a predicted model, not a curated record. Gene Ontology annotation, molecular function: rRNA primary transcript binding. The coding region runs from base 58 to 996 and encodes 312 amino acids. Gene Ontology annotation, biological process: maturation of 5.8S rRNA; maturation of LSU-rRNA. Lineage: Eukaryota; Metazoa; Porifera; Demospongiae; Suberitida; Halichondriidae.
UGUCUUUCUUUGAAGCCUCCAAACCCACGUGGAGAGAGUAGAAGAAGUAGAUCAAAGAUGCCUGCUUUAAAGCCUGUUAGCAGCUCUACUGUUGAGAAGCUGUUCCGCUCGGCGGCUGUGAGGAACAAGGUGCGUCGGAUGGCACUGUUCCAGCAGGAGAGGGCGCGCAAGAAGAAAGAUAAGCGAGCCAGGAGAGAGAAGAGAGAGAAAGAACGAGAAAAACUUGGGGAUAAGGCUCCACCAAAAGAGGUACCAAAGACAAUUGAAAACUGUCGGGUUCCCGACGAGACUGUAGUAUUACCGGACGAUGAAGAAGUGCUCCAAGAUGAACAAACCGACGAAUUUUCCGGCUACUUUGAUCGCUCAAUAUUACCCAAAGUGCUCUUAACCUCCUCGGACAAACCCUCACUCCAAACCAACUUGCUAUUAAGAGAACUGUCCAAAUUUAUUCCCAACUCUGACGUGAGACUUCGAAGAGGUAUCGAUGUGAAGAAGAUAAUUCCACAGUGCAUAGAGAGAGGUUACACAGACUUGCUGGUUGUAAACGAGGACAGGAAGAAGCCCAAUGGAUUGAUGGUCGUGCAUUUGCCAAAUGGACCCACUGCUCUAUUCAAAUUAACCAACUUCAAGCGAGGAUAUGAUAUUAAAGGACACGGCAGAGCUACCUCCCACAGACCUGAGGUGAUUCUGAACAACUUCUCCACUCGACUGGGCCACACGGUUGCUAGGAUGUUUGCCUCGCUGUUCAACCAUGACCCCCAGUUCAAAGGUCGCCAGGCAGUCACCUUCCACAACCAGAGGGAUUACAUCUUCUUCAGACAUCACAGGUACAUUUUCAGGAAUUCUGAACGAGUGGGACUACAGGAACUGGGUCCAAGGUUCACUCUGAAGUUACGCUCAUUGCAAAAAGGCACAUUCAACUCUAAAUAUGGAGAGUACAUCUGGCUGCAUAAGAUAAAACGAAUGGACACAAGUCGAAGGAAAUUCCACCUAUAAAAACAAAACCUUGUGUACUUGCUUGUGUUAGUGUGUGUUUGACUAAUGAUGUUCAUGUUUUUGCUUUCACCGAC